Perca flavescens (yellow perch) is the source of this 1433-nucleotide messenger RNA. It is a transcript of the gene tradd, whose product is annotated as tnfrsf1a-associated via death domain. Gene Ontology annotation, cellular component: tumor necrosis factor receptor superfamily complex. Gene Ontology annotation, biological process: extrinsic apoptotic signaling pathway; positive regulation of canonical NF-kappaB signal transduction. Lineage: Eukaryota; Metazoa; Chordata; Actinopteri; Perciformes; Percidae. Gene Ontology annotation, molecular function: transmembrane receptor protein tyrosine kinase adaptor activity. The record is from RefSeq and is a predicted model, not a curated record. Bases 154 to 1035 code for a protein of 293 amino acids. The transcript is spliced from 5 exons.
UUUUUCUCCCCAGGCGUCAUGUUGAUUUCCACCAAUCAGAGAGUUCUUUGAUUCCUGCUCGGCCAAUGGGAGGCCAUGAAGUUAUUACCGUGUCAGUGGGUGUGAUCCUGCAGAAGGAAGCGUUACUGAACAAUAUAUCAAAGUUUUAAGAGGAUGGCAGACAAGACUGUGGAUCGUGGGCCAUGGACAGGAUGUGCGGUUAUGUUUCUGCAGUCGCUCUGUCCUGGUGUGAACCUGCUCUCUCUCUACAAAGACCGAGAACAGGGAAAGUUCAUCGUUUUUAAAGUCAUUAAGCUGACACUUACAGAUUCUGCAGGAGGCCUGGGUGGUUAUGAGAUACUUAAGGUCCAUGACGCUGAUCCCUUUCUGGGGGUGGAGGUGAAGUUUGAGGAUGUGGCAGCAUGUCAGCAGUUCCUCGAGAGCUACAGCUCUGGAGCGGUGCGUCAGUCCCUCUCGCAGCACGCCUGCCGGCUUCUUGCACUCAGCCAAGAGUUCACAGUGGAAACUCAGCUCAAGGCCAGCACUCACAUCCUGGAUCUUUACCUGGACAAGCUGGAGCUUUGCCUGCAGCACAUCCACCUGUCACAGCCGGAGCGCCUGCGCGAUGAGGAGAUUGAUCAUCUGGAGCAGCAGCUGCAGACUCAGGCCCUCCGCCCAGCCCCACAGUCGACCCCUGUCACACAGGAAGAGUCUCCCGUCCCCAGCAACUGCUUCAAAUUUCAGAAUAAAGUCUUUGAGGACCGAAUGCUGACGGCGACAGAUGUUCAGAGCUUUUCUAACGGAGUGGGCCGUCAGUGGAAGCAUGUAGGGAGGGCCUUGGGGAAGAGCUGCCGGGCUUUGAAGGGUCCGGCCAUAGACAACCUGGCCUACGAGUAUGAGAGAGAAGGCCUGUAUGAGCAAGCCUAUCAGCUGCUGAGCCGCUUCAUCCAGGCGGAGGGCCGAGCAGCCAAGCUGAGCCGGCUGGUCAAAGCACUGGAGGACUGCAAACUCACCAGCCUGGCUGAAAAUAUUCUGGACAUACAGCCACGAGAGUAACUCUGUGUGCUUUGGUUUCAUGUGUACGCAUUGUGAAAACUGAGGAGCGGGUGACCCUGUCCUGCCUGCUUUUACAGUAUGUUUUGUUAUUGAUUGACUGUCUGUCAUUCAAAAUCAUUCCUGUGUGUGCGUGUGUGUGUGUGUGUGUGUGUGUGUGUGUGAGAGAGACGUUUUUCAUACUUGAUUCAUAUCUUGAUUUGCUUUUCUAUUUUUAUUUUUAUUUAGAGGAAAUGAUCUGUCAUCACUGUUUAAAAGAUAUACUGUCUUGAGUUUAAUGCACUGUUUAAACCUCUUUCGUUUGUGCUUUAUAAGUCAAUUUACAGAUGAAUCCAUCCACAGCUGAAGGUUGAGGGGGUUUUUUCUACAAAAUGGGUGCAUACAAAUUAAAUGGUUGUAAA